AUCCUGUCAAAACAGAAAACAAAGGCGCACGAUCACGUACGCCUGGCUUGUUGUAUUUAAUACGCAAAAAGUUCGCGAAACAUUGAUUUAAAGUGAAGGUCUAUAUUUAUAUACGAAUUUUCAAGUGCUGUGCUCACGUUUAUCGUUGAAAUGGCGACGCGGAAACUGAAUACCAUCGAAGAUUUGAGCGAAUCAUGGGUGGAACUCAACAGCGGUGGCGGUCUGGCCGCCGAGAACGAGUACAUAAGACUGCUUCGGGAAGCUCAGAGAGAGAGCCGGGACUCGUCAGUGAGGCACUCCAGGGCUUCCAGUGUCAAAGGAAGUCCGAAGUCGCCGCCAAACAGUCCCAACUUGGAACCGUCCACUGAAGACGAGCUCAGAGGAGUAUACAUCAACUGCUGGAGGGAUGAGUCCAACGACUGGGUGUGGGAGUGGAGCAGUCGGCCCGACCAGAUGCCCCCCAAGGACUGGCGGUUCAAGCACCCCGUGUCGGCGCGCGGGCCCCCCUCCGCCACCUCCUCCAUCGAGGUGCUGGAGCAGCAGCUCUGCCCCCCCACCAGCCAGCAGUCCAUCAACAUCGCACAAAAAAUAAAACGGCGCAGCUGCCUGUUCAGCCGCGGCGCCCUCGCGGCCGUGCUCGUCACCAACCUGGUCUCGCUGCUGCUGGGCGCGGGCAUCGGCGUUUGGCUGAGCAAACGCGGCAUGCUGCCCCCCAGACUGAUCGUGCUGAACUAGACAAGACUGACUCCGACCAGGCAGCCACACACAACACCCUGUAUACCAUCGCGGUCCACCCUGUAUAUUGUCUGCAUAAUCCUCAAAAUCUUA
Molecule: messenger RNA, 828 nt
Organism: Leguminivora glycinivorella
Lineage: Eukaryota; Metazoa; Arthropoda; Insecta; Lepidoptera; Tortricidae
Gene: BNIP3
Product: BCL2/adenovirus E1B 19 kDa protein-interacting protein 3
Exons: 7
Coding region: 151-735 (194 amino acids)
Biological process (GO): mitochondrial outer membrane permeabilization; positive regulation of apoptotic process
Cellular component (GO): mitochondrial outer membrane; mitochondrial envelope; nucleus
Source: RefSeq, a predicted model, not a curated record